CUGGCCCGGCCGCCAUUUUGAAUGUCAAGUUUGCUCCUUCCUCUGUCGCAAAUAGAGAAGAUUCCAGUUUCCUUUUGGUGUCACUACGCCCGAGGAUGCCAGCUCCAAUCAGACUACGGGAGCUAAUCCGGACCAUCCGGACUGCUCGGACCCAGGCAGAAGAACGGGAAAUGAUCCAGAAAGAAUGUGCUGCUAUUAGAUCUUCUUUCCGAGAGGAGGAUAACACAUACCGCUGUAGAAAUGUUGCUAAGCUUCUGUACAUGCACAUGCUGGGCUACCCAGCACACUUUGGACAACUGGAAUGCCUGAAAUUGAUUGCAUCUCAGAAGUUUACAGACAAGAGGAUAGGGUAUCUAGGUGCCAUGCUGCUGCUAGAUGAGAGACAGGAUGUGCAUCUCCUAAUGACGAACUGCAUCAAGAACGAUCUCAAUCACAGCACACAGUAUGUCCAGGGCGUGGCCUUGUGCACCCUGGGUUGCAUGGGCUCAGCAGAGAUGUGUCGUGAUCUGGCCGGAGAAGUGGAAAAGCUCCUCAAGACGUCAAAUUCCUACCUAAGAAAAAAGGCAGCAUUGUGUGCAGUCCAUGUGAUCCGGAAGGUGCCUGAGCUAAUGGAAAUGUUUCUUCCAGCGACAAAAAACCUACUGAACGAGAAGAAUCAUGGUGUCCUGCACACGUCUGUCGUUUUGCUCACAGAGAUGUGUGAGCGGAGCCCCGACAUGCUGGCACAUUUCCGGAAGUUGGUCCCGCAGCUGGUCAGAAUUCUUAAGAACCUCAUCAUGUCGGGCUACUCACCAGAACAUGAUGUGUCUGGUAUCAGCGACCCAUUCCUGCAGGUGAGAAUAUUGAGGUUGCUAAGAAUUCUGGGAAAAGGCGAUGACGACUCCAGUGAAGCCAUGAAUGACAUCCUUGCACAGGUUGCAACCAACACGGAGACGAGUAAAAAUGUUGGCAACGCCAUCCUCUACGAAACAGUGCUGACCAUUAUGGACAUCAAAUCAGAAAGCGGACUGAGGGUAUUGGCAAUUAACAUCUUGGGGCGCUUCCUACUAAACAAUGACAAAAACAUCAGAUAUGUAGCACUAACAUCCCUGUUGAAGACCGUACAGACUGACCACAAUGCUGUGCAAAGGCAUAGAAGCACUAUUGUAGACUGCCUGAAGGACCUUGAUGUGUCCAUCAAAAGACGAGCGAUGGAGCUCAGCUUUGCGCUUGUGAAUGGAAACAACGUCCGUGGGAUGAUGAAGGAACUACUUCACUUCCUGGACAUGUGUGACCCUGAAUUUAAAGCUGAUUGUGCGUCAGGAAUCUUCCUCGCUGCAGAAAAGUAUGCACCCUCAAAAAGAUGGCACAUAGACACCAUUAUGAAGGUCUUGACAACGGCGGGCAGUUAUGUUCGAGACGAUUCUGUGCCCAACCUCAUACAGCUGAUCACCAACAGUGUGGAGAUGCAUUCAUACACAGUGCAGAGGCUAUACAAAGCCGUGCUGGACGACAUCUCGCAACAGCCCUUGGUACAGGUGGCAUCCUGGUGUAUGGGCGAGUAUGGUGACCUACUGGUGUCGGGUCAGUGUGAAGAGGAGGAGCCCAUCCACGUCACAGAAGAUGAGGUGCUGGAUGUUUUGGAAGGCAUCCUUGUGUCCAAUCUGUCUUCACCGAUAACUCGGGGCUAUGCACUCACAGCAAUUAUGAAGCUCUCCACGCGUUUCAGCAGUGUGAAUCGAAUCAAGCGGGUUGUGUCAAUAUAUGGGAGCAGCAUCGACGUGGAGCUCCAGCAGAGGGCUGUGGAGUACAAUGCGCUUUUCAAGAAAUAUGACCACAUGAGGUCUGCCUUAUUAGAACGAAUGCCUAUCAUGGAAAAAACCACCACCAAUGGCCCUACAGAGAUACUGCACACCAAUGGAGAGGCAGAGCCUUCAGUUCGGGACUCCAAACACCCGCCCAGCAUCCCGCAGCCUUCUUCCCAAGCUAAUGAUCUGCUAGACCUUCUGGGAGGGAACGACGUAGUGCCUGUGAUCCAGACUGAGCUGCCCACGAAACCAGCCUCCUCUGGUGGGGAGUUAUUGGACCUUCUGGGGGACCUUUCGCUCUCAGGUGUCCCAGCCCCUGCUGCUCCCAUCUCUGUCUCCCAGCCCGCCUUCCUGCUGGACGGCAUCUCCUCCCAGCCCCUUUUUAAUGAUGUUGCAGGAGCCAUUCCACCAAUGACAGCCUACAAUAAAAAUGGACUGAAAAUAGACUUCACAUUUGAAAGGUCCAAUUCAAAUCCCAAUGUGUCCGUUAUUACCAUCCAUGCGUCCAACUUGACUGAGGUAGACAUGGCUGAUUUCGUAUUCCAAGCUGCAGUACCAAAGACCUUCCAGCUGCAGCUCCUUUCCCCCAGCGGUAAUGUUGUUCCUGCACUCAACAAGGGAACUGUCACACAGGUGAUCAAGGUGCUGAACCCACAGAAGCAACAACUGCGCAUGAGGAUCAAACUGACUUAUACCCAUAAAGGGUCUUCGGUUCAAGACCUGGCAGAGGUCAACAAUUUCCCCACUCAGUCCUGGCAGUGAAGGGUUGGCUCUUUGCUCUCAAAGACCCCUCCUCCCCCACCUGCUAAAUGAACUAUGGAAAAGACUGCCCCCCCGCCCAAACUGUGAUGUCAGCACAGACUGGUACCCUGAGGUGGCCCGGGGGAAACAGGAUUCCUUCAGACACAAAAUGAUGAUGAUGCGUCUGACGAUUAGUUCAGCAAAAGUAUGUGACGACAUAUCCAUUUAGCGAGUGCGACGGGUGUCAGUGCCGUCCCCAAUGUCCACCUCAUCUAGGCACUACUCUGACACAGGCAAACCCGUGCUGCUGCCAGGGAGGCAUGCAGAGCCUGGAGCUGCUUCAUAUCAGCAGUUCCUCUGCUAAAAGGAGUCCCUUUCAUGUUUUUAGCAGUUGUCUGUCUAACUAAAUUGUCAGGAUGCCUUUUAUUUCUUCUUGUUUAAUGUCCCCUCCAGAAAUGAAAUACAGCAGAAGGUUAGUUUUUUGCACUUUAAUCACUUCUCCCUGUGUACUGUGGGGAAUUACGAUGUGGCUGUGGGGUUUCUGGCUCUUUCUGGGUUUUGUGGUAUGUCAUUUAUUCUCCAGUUUGGUGUCUUGGUCUUAAUUUCUGUAAUAAAAAUCAGCCAUCUUCACGCUAAGUACAACCCUUUUGGUCCAAAUACUAUGCUUCUGUUUUUUUUUUGGCAUGUUCAUAUAAAACUGACUUAUUCAGCCUAACUUAACCAGUCGCAGAUUGUCAGUGUUUUGGCUGAAAAUUCAGUCUUGCAUUCUUGUAGCAAUAAUGUUGAAAUUGAAAGGAAAAAAAUAUAUCUUGUUGAAAUGGUUAUUUCCCCCAUUCCAGUGUGAAUGAGGAUUAAACUUGGAAAUGUACACUUCAUUUGGUAUAUAGGGUUGCAUGUUAAUUUGUUUGGCCUAUUUAUUUCUUUAUUUUCCCCUGCUUACCAUGCUACUGUGACUAACAGUCUUUAAAAACUGCAGCAAAAGUGCAGUACAUUUUACGCAUCCUGAAUUUUCUCAUGGUACAGUAGUUACCCAUGGCAAAAUCACCGUUUUAAAG
This is a messenger RNA of Brienomyrus brachyistius, 3583 nucleotides long. Its product is annotated as AP-1 complex subunit gamma-1-like. The record is from RefSeq and is a predicted model, not a curated record. Gene Ontology annotation, cellular component: membrane coat; AP-1 adaptor complex; Golgi apparatus. Lineage: Eukaryota; Metazoa; Chordata; Actinopteri; Osteoglossiformes; Mormyridae. Gene Ontology annotation, molecular function: clathrin-cargo adaptor activity. The coding region runs from base 96 to 2549 and encodes 817 amino acids. The transcript has 23 exons. Gene Ontology annotation, biological process: Golgi to vacuole transport; intracellular protein transport; receptor-mediated endocytosis.